Molecule: messenger RNA, 3549 nt
Organism: Penicillium lagena
Lineage: Eukaryota; Fungi; Ascomycota; Eurotiomycetes; Eurotiales; Aspergillaceae
Product: telomerase reverse transcriptase
Exons: 6
Coding region: 1-3549 (1182 amino acids)
Biological process (GO): telomere maintenance via telomerase
Cellular component (GO): telomerase catalytic core complex
Molecular function (GO): telomerase RNA binding; telomeric repeat DNA binding
Source: RefSeq, a predicted model, not a curated record
AUGGGCAAAAAACGCAAGAGGCCCGGCGCCGCAACCAACGCCCCCCAACCCAGAUCGCCAGUCAAAGACCCUCGCCAUCCCGUCAUCUCACUGUACUACCCGGAGGUCGUGACAUUGCGCCAGUACCUGCUUCGACGUCUUCCCGUCUCCUCCAAGUCGCGUCGUCGUCGGAUCGUGUCGCUCGCGUCGCAAGAUGUGGCGGGCCUGGCGCAUCUGCUCGACUCCACGCUGGUCGGAGUGCGUCAGGAGCCGUCUUCCACUCUCAACUCGGCUCGGGUGAAGGACUAUCUGGCGUUUUCCCAGUCGCAGUCGCGGUCCAUUCUCGUGAGCACCGACACGAGGCCCACCUGUCCCCAAUCAGAGGUCGUCGAUUUUGUGGUCUGGAGAAUCUUUCAACGAAAUGUGACCGAGAAGCCACAACAUCUGCUCGCGCAGGGGUUCCAACGGUCGGGCCCUGGCGCAAAUGCCCUGCAGACCGACAUCCCCGGCUUGUCGGUUCAGUUCCCGAACCACAAUGUUCAGACGCUCAAGCAGGCACCGUGGACGGAUGCCAUGGGCCUGCUGGGCGAAAACGGCGAGAAGAUCAUGAUAGAGUUGUUGUUCGACUGUGGCGUUUUCACCUGUGUUGACGACCGCAAAGGCAUCUUCUACCAGCUCAGUGGAAUGCCGUUGUCGAAGCUGGAGCCUGUGGCCGGUUCGCGGCACGAAGAAUCUGUCUCUAAUGGAAAGGAACCGGUGCGUGGCAACAAGCAGAACCCCGGCACAGAAAAGAGACAUCAAAAGCACGAAGCUCGUCAACCCCGUGGUUUGAACAGCAUUAUCUUCCUCCGAAGCCGCAUGCUGUACGCUCGGAUUACCGGCAAGUCCAAUAGGAAGUCUCAUCUAGGACUCGGGAGUGCUCGUAUGUACCAACUCUUCUCAAUCCAAAUCAACGGUGCAAGGCUAAUUGCUACUAGACGUCCUCAAUCGCUGCGCUACAUCUUUCCAAGACAAUUUGGCCUGCAGAACAUCUUCACAUGCGACAGCAUCGAGUGUUCUAAAAAUUACAUGGAUCGUGAAAAUGAGAUAUCAGAACUCGAGGCACGAAAAGUAACGCGAAAGCCCCAGCUCAAGUCUGCUCACACGGGCAACGAAAACCGUGAUUCCCCAAAGCUACCCAAGAGGCUUCGUGGGACAGCCGGAGAACUGGUUCAAAGGCUGCGAAAUCGCCACGCAAGAUGCUCCUAUGGAGAGUUGCUCAAACACUAUUGUCCCUCUGAUGCAAUUGGACCAGGGCGGCUCGACCCAGCUUCACAGACACAAUCUUCGAGCACCGCCAGUGAUCCUAUAUUUUCUAUUGGUGAAAAGCUGGUAACCCAGGUGAAGAUGAACCAGCCAUAUCAGAACAACGAAGAAUACCCUGCUGCCUCCCAAGAGCCUACGACCGGAUAUCAGCGAAUGAUCGAAAAGCCCAAAACCAGAAUGAUGGACUAUGCCACCCCCGUCCCAUCCGUCUCGGCUUUUUGUCGAGCCGUUGUCCAGAAGCUCAUUCCCCCUACAUUCUAUGGGGUAGGUGCAGACGGUCGCGCGAAUCGGAGAAUUGUGCUCAAGCACAUCGACCAGUUUAUCAAGAUGCGUCGAUUCGAGAGCCUCAGCCUUCAUGAAGUAUGCAAAGGCGUGAAAAUAACCAGCAUACCGUGGCUGGAACCACUCCGACUUCACGAUACCAAGCAAAACAUUGCCUUGUCUGACUUCCAGAAACGGAUGGAGAUUUUCCAUGAAUUCGUGUAUUACAUCUUCGAUUCCAUUCUCAUCCCCCUCAUCCGCACCAACUUCUAUGUGACCGAGUCACAGACUCAUCGCAAUCGUCUCUUCUACUUCCGCCAGGACGUGUGGCAACAGCUGACGGAGCAGCCCUUUGCCGAUCUGAAGGCAUCUAUGUUUGAAGAAUUGCCUAUAGACCGAGCUCAGGCCGUGGUGGCACAGAGCUCUCUAGGCUUCGGCGCUCUGCGUUUGUUGCCCAAGGCCACAGGCCUGCGGCCCAUUUUGAAUUUGCGCAAACGGUGCCUAAAGCCAACGGCCUGGGGUGGAAAACGGUCGUACUAUGCUCCCAGCAUCAAUUCGAGCAUCACUCCCAUCUACAACAUGCUGACCUACGAGAGGCAGCGAGAUCCUUCAAAGAUGGGCUCUUCGUUGCACUCCGUGGGGGAUAUGUACCAUCGCCUUUGGAAUUUCAAGAGACAACUUGCACAACGCCAAUCGGGUCAAGGCAAAGGUGCUCCAUCAAAAAUUCCACCUCUCUUCUUUGUCAAACUUGACAUCCAGGCUUGCUUCGAUACCAUCCCCCAGAAAAAGCUGAUCCAUCUGAUCGAGACCCUGGUCUCUGAAAAAUCCUACCACAUCACAAAACACAUCGAGAUUCGGCCAUCUGACCUCCCAACCACCAAAUGGAAGACCUCACGGAAAUAUGCAGGCCGCGCUGCGCCUGCGAUGCAACCGCAGAGCCUGCCAGACCUGAUCACCAGUGGUGUCCAUGGACGGUCGGAAAACGCCGUCUUUGUCGACACGGUGAAUCAAAAGACACACGGUGCGGAGGACUUGCUGGAUCUUCUGGACGAGCAUGUUCGGAAUAACCUGGUGAGGAUUGGCAACAAGUACUUUCGUCAGCGCAACGGUAUCCCACAGGGCUCGGUACUGUCCAGUCUGCUGUGCAACUUCUUCUACGCCGAAUUCGAACGAGAGGUGCUGGGCUUCCUGCGACGCGAGGAUGCCCUGCUCCUCCGCCUGAUAGACGAUUUCCUUCUCAUCACUCCCGAUGCGGGCUUGGCCAUGCGGUUUGCGCAAGUCAUGAUCCCGGGUCAGCCGUCCUACGGCGUCUCCGUCAACGCAGCCAAGAGCCUGGUCAACUUCACCGCCGCCGUCAACGGCACCCACAUUCCCCGACUAGAAGGAUCGUCACUCUUCCCAUAUUGCGGGUGCCUCAUUGACAUACAUACGCUGGAGAUCCAUCGCGACCACGAUCGCAUGCUAGAGCCCGGCGAUUCAGCCGCCGCCAUGAUUUCCAACACCCUCACCGUUGAGGCGGCGCGGCUCCCCGGUCACGCCUUCCGCCGCAAAGUGCUAACUGCAUAUCGCCUCCAGAUGCAUCCAAUGUACCUCGAUGACAUGCACAACUCGCGCACCGUCGUGCUCCCUCGUCGCCUCAGCCAUGAAGACCUACAGCCACAUGAAAUCACUCCGUGGACGAGCACACCCCAGCCCCCCGUCAUCAUCCGCACCAUCCGCGACCUCACUCUGCAAACCGCGGGUAUGAUCCAAGCGCGCAGCACCGCCACCAACUCCUCUUCUUCGGUCUCGUUCUCGUGCUUCGUGGCGCGCCGGCACAUUCGGUAUCUCGCGGCUGCCGCCUUCCGGUUUGUGCUGGUCCGCAAGCAAACACGGUACGCGACAGUGCUACGAUGGCUGGAUCAUCUGGCGAAACAGGCACGCCCGACCUCGGAUGCAGAGGCUCUGCGGAUGGCGCAGGUGGUGCGAAAGGGUAAUGCCGUUUUUGAUGAAUGGCGUUUUUAG